Molecule: messenger RNA, 1936 nt
Organism: Spea bombifrons (plains spadefoot toad)
Lineage: Eukaryota; Metazoa; Chordata; Amphibia; Anura; Pelobatidae
Product: lamin-L(III)-like
Exons: 12
Coding region: 66-1823 (585 amino acids)
Source: RefSeq, a predicted model, not a curated record
UAACGGGAAAGCGCCUUCUCAAUCACUUUGGUCUUUUGCAGCGUCCGUCGGAAGAUACAGAAGACAUGGCCUCGUCCACCCCAGGCAGGAGCGCAGCACGGACGUCGCUGGCGGGAGCGCCAUCCCCGGGCAGCCCGACCCGGCUGAGUCGGUUGCAGGAGAAGGAAGAGCUGCGACACCUGAAUGACAGGCUGGCCGCUUACAUCGAACGGGUACGGUCGCUGGAGGCAGACAAGUCCCUGCUGAAGCUGCAACUGGAGGAAACGGAGGAGGUGUCCACGCGGGAGGUGUCUAACCUCAGGCUCCUCUAUGAGACCGAGCUGGCCGAUGCCCGCAAGCUGCUGGACUACACCGCCAACGAGAGGGCCCGUCUGCAGGUGGAGCUGGGCAAAGUACGAGAGGAACAUCGGCAGCUGCAGGCCAGAAAUUCCAAAAAAGAAGCAGAUUUGAACCAGGCUCUAAGUCAGCUGCGAGAUCUGGAAGCUAAACUUAACUCCAAAGAAGCUGAGUUGGCCACUGCUUUAUGUGAAAGAAGAAGUUUGGAUGCACAGCUUCAAGAUCAGAAAAUCCAGAUAACUGGACUUGAAUCAUCAUUAAGUGAUACAACUAAACAGCUACAUGAUGAAAUGCUGUGGAGGGUUGACUUGGAAAACAAAAUGCAAACACUCAGAGAGCAACAGGAGUUUGAAAAGAAUAUGCAUGGACAGGAGGUCAGAGAGAUGAAGAAACGUCAUGAGACCAGGAUUGUUGAAAUAGAUUCUGGUCGUCGGAUAGAAUUUGAAAGCAAGCUAGCUGAAGCUUUGCAAGAGCUACGGCAAGACCAUGAACAACAAGUCAUGGAUUACAAGGAGCAGUUAGAGAGAACUUUCAGUGCAAAGUUGGAAAACGCACAGCUUGCAGCAGCAAAGAAUAGUGACUAUGCCAGUGCCACCCGGGAAGAGAUCAUGUCUACGAAGCUAAGAAUAGAUUCCUUAACAUCCCAGCUGAACCAGUAUCAAAAGCAGAACUUGGCACUGGAGGCUAAACUGAGGGAUCUUGAGGAGAUGCUGGAUCGUGCCCAUGACUUGCACAGAAGGCAGAUGAGUGAGAAGGACCGGGAGGUGUCUGAAAUGAGGCGCCAACUGCAGACUCAGUUGGAUGAAUAUGAGCAAUUGCUAGAUGUGAAGCUGGCCUUAGAUAUGGAAAUAAAUGCAUACAGGAAGAUGCUGGAAGGGGAGGAGCAGAGGUUGAAACUAUCACCGAGUCCUGCUCAGAGAGGCACAGUAUCUCGAACAUCAGCUGGUCACACAAGCCGCUCACAUCGUGGGAAAAAGAGAAAGCUAGAAGACAGCGAGAGACAAGAGACCAGGAGGACGUACCAGGUGGUUCAGCAAGGCUCUUCUUCAGGGCCUGUGUCUAUUGAUGAAAUAGACCCAGAUGGGAAGUUUGUUAGACUGGUGAACAAUUCUGAAGAGGAUCAACAACUUCAUGGAUGGACGAUGAGGAGACAGCAUGGGUGCCUUGCAGACAUUGUGUAUAAACUUCCUGCCAGGUUCACCCUAAAGGCUGGUCAACAUGUAAAAAUCUGGGCUUCAGGAGCUGGAACCGCACACAGCCCUCCUACAGAUUUAGUGUGGAAGUCUCAGCUAUCAUGGGGGACAGGAGACGAUAUGAAGGUUACACUUUUGGACCCUAGUGGUCAUGCAUAUGCAGAAAGAACUCUUCUAAGAGUAAGGAACGAGGAGGGCGACUCCGAAGAGGAAUUACUUGAAGAGGAGCUGGAAGAGUAUCGUUUUUGUUCCCAGCGCAAAAGAAGAAAAAAGAAAUGUUGUUCAGUUUCGUGAUGGCCUUGGUCCCAUGCACUGGGAAGUGUCAGUCGCCUCACCAGCCAGUGGAUCCCAGCUGUGCAGUCAUGUAGCCGUUACAGGGGAAAAUAAAUAAAGUGAAAGCAGGCAGC